Molecule: messenger RNA, 1585 nt
Organism: Penaeus monodon (black tiger shrimp)
Lineage: Eukaryota; Metazoa; Arthropoda; Malacostraca; Decapoda; Penaeidae
Product: ionotropic receptor 93a-like
Exons: 4
Coding region: 867-1580 (237 amino acids)
Cellular component (GO): membrane
Molecular function (GO): ligand-gated monoatomic ion channel activity
Source: RefSeq, a predicted model, not a curated record
UUGUGAGCCCGGAGCUGUCUUGGUUGUUAACAUCCCCGCCAGAGAGAUGGUCGGCAUCCUCUGUGGUUUUAGUUGGGACCACACUGCAAUGCGACCCAAGAGCCCUUCUGCAAACAGCCUUGGCACAGAGGACUCCUGCAGUGGCCGCGUUGUGUCCAGCGGAGUUAGGCGAGCAGAGGAACAGACUCGAGUUCCGGGUGUUCACGUGGCGACCUCUGCACCCGCACCGAAAGCUCUUGCCUCUGGGCGGAUGGAACGCCUCUCGCUUCGCCUCCUGGGACCAGCUCUUUGUCGACCGUUUCUCAUCCUUCGGCGGCGUCACUUUGGGCGUCGCGAGUGACUACGAUGACAUGCCCUUCCUCUUCAACUCGAGCUUGACGGAGUGGGAUGGUCUCGGUUAUCGCAUCCUGAAUACACUGGCCGAGUCCUACAACUUCACGUACACGCUGACACCUUGGGCCAGCGACCGACAAUGGGGCAAUUGGGAAAACAACUCUUGGACCGGGAUGUUGGGAGAUCUGUCCCGAGAAGUCAAGAACCUGACCGUCAACUUCAUUUCCCUUUCCCCAAGACGGGCUCAGUAUUUUGAUAUCUCUGUUCCUUAUUACAAGGAAGGGUGAGUGCAGUGCAUUUUGUCAGUCAUUACAGAUUUGAUUUAUUUUUUUUUUACAAUGGAUAGAUUAUUUACUUCAGUAACCAAUUAACGUCGAUAAAAAUAUUGACUCAAUGCCAUUAGAAUAGUAUUAUUUUAAAGAUACAUGUACUAAAUAUCAUACGUUUUCGUCUGCCGUAAAAGGUUUUCGUUUGUACUCGCCUUCCCUCCUCCUCUUCCCCGAUGGUACAGCCUCGUCCACCCAUUCAGUUGGAUGGUGUGGGCGGUGGUGGGCGGAGCUGUCGUCGUUGUCUGCCUCACCUACUGGUUCCUGGCUUCGUUUAAAGAGAAAGCAUCUCCUUCUACAUACCUCUUAACCAUCGCACAGGCACUGCUGAAUCAGUCCAACAGCUCUGUGCCUGCUUCCUGGACUUUAAGGUUGUUUUUGGCAUCUUGGUGGGUCACCGCUUGCGUCAUCGUCACGUCUUACACGUGCAACCUCAUAGCAUUCCUUACUAUCCCAGCGUAUCCCAUUAAACUUGGAUCCGUUCAGCAACUGGCUAAUAGUCAUCAAAGAGUGUGCAUGCUGGAUUACGGAAGCUACCUACCGGAUGCCUUGGCCACUUCCACCCACCAGGCACUUUCUGCCCUUGGGAAGAAGAUGGACCUGGUGCCUCAGAAUAGGACGAUGCCAUACCAUAAUGCCCUUGAGUGCCUCGACCUCGCACUGGCAGGUACCCACGCCAUGGUAGAAGCCGAGUCCUACUUGAGGAACAUAGUAGAGAGUGAAGGCCGUGGGGACAAAAUGUAUUUCUUGGAAGAACGCAUUUUCGAAGGAGCUGUGAGCUUCUUCUUCGGUAAAAGCACUCCCUGGAAAUACAAGUUUGACGAGGGUAUUUAUAGCCUGCUGGAAUCCGGCUUUAUUGGAAAGUGGUACCGUGACAUCACUAUGGAACUGAGAGGACCACGGCGGCCGAAGGUCAUUUAGGAACG